UGUCUGUGUGUACGGUGGCCGCCGUGGCUCAAACGCGCACUGGUCUGUUUAUUUGUGAUGAUGAUGAUGUGAGACCGAAACCGCUGGCUAGCCUAGCCUAGCUGAAGUAACGAAGAACCAGGGGGGUAAGAGAUGGAGGAGUGGAGGGGACGCACAGACUCCGGCGGAGGGCACAGUGUGUGGCGGCGGACCUCCCGUUUUAUCUCUCGGUCUCUCGGUCUCACGGUAACCGUUUGUCCGACCGUUAACCGUUAACCGUUAGCCUGUUAGCGUGCUAAGCUUCCAGGCGAGGCUGGAGGUGGUUUCGUGUUUCGGGGUGACUUGAUAUGGCAAACUCAAACAACACUGGAAUUCCCUUUUUUUAAACAUUUAUCCCUCAAUUGUCAAUUAAUUAAUAAAAAAACGAGUUUUUUUUUUGGUGCUAUUUAGCGAAGCAACCGCUGGGCCUGGAAUGGAGCCAGGCGACUUGCGUGAGAGCCCCGCCGGCUCCGGGGAGUCCGAUGCGGGGGAUUGGAGGGAGGUUAUACCCGGUGGGCAUAAUAAUAAUAAUAAUGAUGAGGAGGAGGAUGAGGAGGGGGUCAAAGGUGUCGAAACUAAUAGAAAGCCACUAGAGACCUGCGAGGAAGGCGAGAGUGACAAACAGAAAUGCGUGGGAGAGCAAUUACACAGCCCGUACGAGGAGGAGCUGGACCCCAGGAUCCAGGAAGAGUUGGAGCAUCUCAAUGAAGCCAGUGCAGAAAUCAACAAACUAGAACUGCAGCUGGAUGAUGCCAGAUCAGGGUACCGGAAGAUCCUCACAGAGUCUGCCAGGAAGCUCAACGCUCAGAGCUCUCAGCUCGGUGGCUGCAUAGAGAAAGCGAGACCCUACUAUGAAGCUCGUCGUCUUGCGAAAGAGGCACAACAGGAGACCCAGAAGGCCGCUCUGAGCUACGAGAGAGCAGUUUCUAUGCACACAGCUGCCAGGGAGAUGGUCUAUGUGGCAGAGCAGGGCCUGAUGGCUGAUGGGAAGAACACACUGGAUCCUACCUGGCAGGAGAUGCUCAACCAUGCUACCUCUAAGGUGAACGAAGCCGAGGAGGAGCGACUCCGCAGCGAGAGGGAGCACAUGCGCGUCACGCACGCCUGCCAGGAGGCCGAGGCUCGGGUUCAGAUGCUGCAAAAGUCCCUCAAGAGAGUCAUUGUGAAGUCCAAACCUUACUUUGAGCUCAAGGCCCAGUUCAACCACAUACUGGAGGAGAGCAAGACCAAAGUGCUGCAGCUGGAACAGGCGGUAGCCAAAGUGAAGACCCGUUACUCCAUCGCUCUACGAAACCUGGAACAAAUCAGCGAGCAGAUCCACGCUCAGAGGGGGAGAGACCAGGCCGAGGGAGGAUGCCCCACUGUCUGCGGUGGGCGAAGCCCUCCAGUCGGAGCCGAGUCUGACGUCAGAGUGAAGAAAGAAGGCGGAGCAUGCAGCGGUGGUGCGAUGGGGACGGAUCAAGCGGAUGCAGCCAUCGACCUGGUAGAGAAAUACAAGGAGAAGGAGAAUGAAAAGGAGAGGGAGCGGGCGGGGUCAGAUUCCCUUUCGGUCUUCAGCCUGCAGACCAUCGCUUCCGACUUGGAGAAAUAUGACUCCAUCGAGCACCUCGGGGACCUCAGUGAUGUCGGGAGCGUAACUGGGGAUGAGGUGGAGAAAGAGAGAGGCGGAGUGAUCGAUAGAAGAGAGAAGCUGACGGAAACAUCCGCCAAAGAGCGCCAGCAGCAGUUCUACAAGCAGCACCACCGGAGCUUCAGUUUGUGAGGCCGUCGUAGAUGUCACGGCUAUAAAACACUGCAAAAAACAAAUGUGAGUUAUUAAAACAGUAGAAAUUAGGGCAAACAUCCCUAACACAUAGGUACCAACCAAAGUAUAAGAAACUGAAUUAGCUGCAGAUGCAGUUGUAGGUGUAUGAUACUUAGGUGUAGAUGAGCACACGUACAUUGACUGACAUUAUUCUAAAGCUGGCACUGAUCAAUAGUUAACAUUGCUGCCUAGAUAGAACACUACUGAAGAGCUUUCAACUCCUCCAGGGAUAGGUAAACAGUAUAUUCACUCCCUGUGAGGGUUGUGAGUAGUAUUUAUUCCUUGAGCAUGAAAGAACGGCGACGGGAGAUCAAGAAGCUCAAUUCCUUCGACAUAUUUAGAGAGGCACCAUUUCUUACUUACCCAGGCUAACUGUUGAUCUAAUUUGGCGAGACUGAUGAAAAACAAACCCCUCCGUUGUUUCCCCUCCAGUUGCGUCGAGUCUUAUCAGAGAUUGCAGAGGGGUCUCUCCAUACACGCUGAGAUCCAUCCUUGUCAAGUUAGCGCGUAGGGAAAAAUGACAAAAACGGUUCUCUCAGUGCGAGAGUGAAAGCAUGUUUGAACUCUUGAACGUUUCAUGUAUUUAUUUCCAGCAACAUGUUGCAAGUAGUGCUUUGUUGUUGUUUUUCCGGGCCGGAGAAUGCGUUUUUUGAAAAUUCCUGAAAUGACGAACGGAGUCUGGAGAUUUGACUCUUUCCACUCCCGACAGCAUGCACUCCUCGUUGGCAUUUAUGACAUGUAUUCAGGGCUAUAUGCUAAAAAAAA
Larimichthys crocea (large yellow croaker) is the source of this 2587-nucleotide messenger RNA. RefSeq names its product SH3-binding domain protein 5-like, a (gene sh3bp5la). The record is from RefSeq and is a predicted model, not a curated record. Gene Ontology annotation, biological process: intracellular signal transduction. NCBI's taxonomy places the organism in Eukaryota, Metazoa, Chordata, Actinopteri, Sciaenidae. Gene Ontology annotation, cellular component: cytoplasm. The transcript is spliced from 6 exons. Gene Ontology annotation, molecular function: protein kinase inhibitor activity. The coding region runs from base 452 to 1780 and encodes 442 amino acids.